AGAAAACUUUAAUUUAAUUAAAUAUUUUUAAUCAAUGUCUUCAGUCGUUAGAAUUCCGAUCAGAACAAGUCAACAACAACCAAGAAGACGACAAGGAAUUAAAAUUGGAUGCUGUAGAGUUUGUACAUGUUUGCAUUUGGAAUUUCUAACAACAAAAUGUGGAUUAUUGAAAAUAUUUGAGCUGCUUUUAGGAAGUUGUUGUGAGACUUUACUUAUUAGAUUUGGAAUGGCCGCAGCUAGUGACAUGGGCGAAGCAUUCUACAGUUUCCAUUCAACAGUCUCUGCAUGUCUAACGACAACUUUAGUUCUUUUAAUCUCGUACAUUUUUAGUGUGAAAACUUAUGGAUUGAUGAGACAAUCAAUAUUUGAAGUUUUCUUUAAUUCUUUGGCUUGUUGUUUAUACAUAAGUGCUAGUUCCUACUUGGGAUUUGCAACAAAUGUCUGGCUAUAUCCACGUUUCAUCUCGUCAUCAAGUGAUACGGCAUUUCCGGCGAUGACUUGUGUUUAUUAUGUUGGAUCGAUCUUAGCAAUUGUUUAUGGAAUGGAUGCGUUUGUUGCUUAUAAAGAAUACAAAGGUUAUUCAUGAUGCAACUCGAACUCUUCUCUCUUUGUUUCUAUAAAAUAUUUAUUUUAUACAAGACUCAAAUCUAGUCUGAAUAUUUCUUAAAAAUUACUUAAAACAUUUAUUUAAAUAAUUAGCAUUAGGAAUAAUAAAACAAAAAUGAAUUCCGCUUGGAUAAAAUCUUGAGAAUCAAGUGAUCAACCUUCAGCCUGCCACCCGUCGUCUAUCUGCUUGACUUCAA
Clunio marinus is the source of this 803-nucleotide messenger RNA. NCBI's taxonomy places the organism in Eukaryota, Metazoa, Arthropoda, Insecta, Diptera, Chironomidae. The record is from the annotation of a GenBank genome assembly.